GUUACAGGCGACCAGCAGGAGCAGGUGGAGCUUCCACCACAACAUGAUCCAGCUCCAUUCACCCGGAAUCCGGUUGCGACGCAACAAGGGCAAGACGAGCCAUCAUCUACGGAAAUACACAGAUUGCCGCCAAAAACGACCCUCGCACACCCUCGCCUGCUUCAGCGAUUACGGCAAUUCACUAGGUUUAAGUCACACGACGGUGAGCACGUAGACAAGCAGGGUUCUUUUCACUCUCAGAUGAACAUGAGCGAUGGUUUUUUCUUAAGCGGAGGACCCCGAAGAAAACAACAUUUUCGCCAACAACAUGGUACAUCUAGGAACUGCUACACUGAAAAAUCUGAGCUCCUCCUGCACGAGUUCGGAGGCACCACAAGAAGAACAACGGGCGCACCAAUGGGACAUCAACUCCGCGAUUAUCAGAAGUUCGGUCGUGUGCAUCAGACCGAGGUCGCAGCGCGUCCCCUGCCAGCGGCUGUCCCACAGCAAGGAAACAAGUUUCUUCGAGUUCGAAAGCUAAGGAUCGAUGAUAUGCGUGCCACGGUGAACAUUCGGACUCCCGAUGCUCACGAUGUGGGCGACUCAGCGGAUUACCGUAAAUUAGCGUUAAGGCUUAUCUUCGUAAUGGAAAUCCACCAUCUUUAUAUAUUUAUAGAAUAUUUAUAUUUUUGGGACACUGUUUUCGCUUGUUUCACUUUCAGGGGCUCCCCGUAAUAAACUAGAACAACGCAGCACUUACAAUCUAUCCACUUUCGUCUUUCUCUCCUUAAGAAGCGUCUUCUUUGCCGUGUUUCUUUUCACGGAGAUGAAAAGGGUCGUCUUCAACAAAGAUGUUGAGACUCUCUAGCUGCGUCGAGAACUAUCAAGAGUAAGUAUAAAUAUUAAGGUCUAAUAGUGUUUUUGUCGUACCUGCCCAUCGACAUGCCGAAUCUGACUCUGCGCGUCGGCACCCAGGAAUUGCGUAAUAAGGUAGGCAGCUCGGGGGAGAUAGUCUCUCAACUGAAGCGUGCGUAUCUGAAAAGCAUCGUGUGGGAAACCGGAAUUGCGUUCGCGAGUUCCUACUUGUUAACAGCGUAUAAGGGGGUCUACAACGGCUUGCACUGGCUCUUAAGGCUCGAUGCAAUUCAUCUCUACAAGGCAUUUGCUCCUAUUUGUCUUUCCUUCUUAGGAUUAGGAGAAGUGCAGGCAAGUAAUGAACUGCUUUAGUGAGCUCUAAGGUUAGUUCGGGGACCUUAUGACCAUUUGA
Molecule: messenger RNA, 1246 nt
Organism: Amoebophrya sp. A25
Lineage: Eukaryota; Dinophyceae; Syndiniales; Amoebophryaceae
Source: the annotation of a GenBank genome assembly